CGGGUGCGCGGCCCCGGAUGUUGGCUGCUCCCGCCACCGCUGCCGCCGCCGCCACCACCACUCUCGGCGCCGCUCCGGGCCUGGGCCGCUCUCUGAGGGCGCCGUUGGGACCUUUCGCGGGGAACGGAGACGCACGCAGCGGCCGGGGGCUCGGCCGGGCCGUCCCGGCCUGCGCAGCCUGAGAUUCUCUUUGUGGCCAGAUGGGUUUGUAUGGACAAGCUUGUCCAUCUGUAACUUCAUUAAGGAUGACAUCUGAACUGGAGAGCAGCCUAACAUCUAUGGACUGGUUACCACAGCUCACCAUGAGAGCAGCCAUCCAAAAAUCUGAUGCUACACAAAAUGCACAUGGAACGGGGAUUUCUAAGAAGAAUGCACUCCUUGACCCAAAUACAACGCUGGACCAGGAAGAAGUCCAACAGCACAAAGAUGGAAAACCUCCGUACAGCUAUGCCAGCCUCAUCACAUUUGCAAUUAAUAGCUCACCUAAGAAGAAGAUGACAUUAAGUGAGAUUUACCAAUGGAUUUGUGAUAACUUUCCGUAUUAUAGAGAAGCUGGCAGUGGUUGGAAGAAUUCCAUACGACAUAAUCUGUCACUGAACAAAUGUUUCCUUAAAGUGCCUCGGUCCAAGGAUGAUCCCGGAAAGGGUUCUUACUGGGCAAUAGACACCAAUCCGAAGGAAGACACGCUGCCUACUCGGCCAAAGAAGAGGGCAAGAUCUGUAGAACGGGCCUCAACUCCAUAUAGCAUAGAUUCAGAUUCUUUGGGAAUGGAGUGUAUUAUUUCGGGAAGUGCCUCUCCAACUCUGGCAAUCAACACUGUGACUAACAAAGUAACACUGUACAACGCUGACCAGGAUGGUAGUGAUAGCCCUCGAAGCAGCCUUAACAACAGUCUCUCAGACCAGAGUUUGGCGUCUGUUAAUUUGAACAGUGUUGGAAGUGUACAUAGUUAUACACCGGUCACUAACCAUCCAGAACCAGUCUCUCAGUCAUUAACACCUCAGCAGCAGCAGCCACAGUACAACCUUCCAGAACGAGAGAAACAGCUACUUUUCACAGAAUACAAUUUUGAAGAUCUCAGUGCCUCAUUUCGGAGUCUUUAUAAGUCAGUUUUUGAGCAGUCACUUAGUCAACAAGGUUUAAUGAGCAUCCCUUCGGAAUCUUCCCAGCAGUCCCACACUUCAUGUUCCUAUCAGCACUCUCCUAGCAGUACAGUGACCUCUCACCCACACAGCAACCAAAGCAGCCUGCCCAACAAUCACAGUGGCCUCAGCGCCACAGGUAGUAAUUCGGUUGCACAGGUCUCGCUGUCCCACCCCCAGAUGCACCCCCAGCCCUCUCCACAUACACCCCAUAGACCGCAUGGUUUACCCCAGCACCCACAGCGUCCCCAGCACCCAGCACCACACCCACAGCAACACAGCCAGCUACAGCCGCCUCACUCCCAGCACCCCCCUCCACAUCAGCACAUACAACACCAUCCAAACCAUCAGCAUCAGACAUUAGCACAUCAGCCACCACCACCCCCGCAACAGGUCUCCUGUAAUUCUGGUGUUUCAAGUGAUUGGUAUGCAACACUCGAUAUGCUGAAGGAAAGCUGUCGAAUUGCCAGCAGUGUUAACUGGUCAGAUGUAGACCUUUCACAGUUCCAAGGUCUGAUGGAGAGUAUGAGGCAGGCGGAUCUCAAGAACUGGUCAUUAGAUCAGGUUCAGUUCGCUGAUCUCUGUUCCUCUCUUAAUCAGUUCUUCACACAGACUGGCCUUAUCCACUCGCAGAGUAAUGUUCAGCAGAAUGUCUGUCACGGUGCCAUGCACCCAGCAAAGCCUUCCCAACACAUCGGGGCAGGAAAUUUGUACAUAGAUUCCAGGCAAAGUCUCCCUCCCUCAGUAAUGCCACCCCCUGGUUAUCCUCAUAUUCCACAGGCACUCAACACUCCAGGAACUACGAUGGCAGGUCAUCACGGAGCCAUGAACCAGCAGCACAUGAUGCCUUCCCAAGCCUUCCCAAUGCGGCGCCCUCUGCCUCCAGAUGACAUCCAGGAUGACUUUGAUUGGGAUUCAAUAGUGUAGGCUUGUUUCUGCAAGACAGCAGACUCCAGGAUUCUUUUUGUUCAGUGAAAGGACGGAUUAGAGGCCGGUUGAGAAAACAAAGCGAUGUUACCAGUGCUAUCUAAAUUCCUUUCGAAGACAAUCAGAGAUUCUAGCUGGGUAACUUAACUGCUUUUAUCCAACCCAAGCAAGAACUACAUGUUUGUCUCCCUGCCAGUACCCUCUGUAGCUCCUAACUGUUGUGAUUUGGACAGCUUUUUGCAUAUUUGUGUCAGUUUGAUGUUGACCACAAGUGCCAGACUGAUUUUUCAGACAGAGCCUAUUUUGCUGCGAGCAGUUUAUAGAUACAUAUGUGUAAAUAUGUGUACAAAUAUUACUGAAAGGCUUCAAGUUUUUUCUAAUUGGAUUAUUGUAUCUUGAAAAGAAAGUUACUGUCAGUUUUUAUUCCUUGUUAGGCCAUUUUCUGCAGGAUGCUUUCAAAUGAUACAGAGAGCUGAAAGGAAAUCAGUUUUUCAAAGCCCAGUUUCCUUUAUUUAAUCUUCAGAAAUAGGAGUAAUCAUGAAUCCACCGAGUAAGUCAAAGAAUCUGGAAUUGGUACUCUCAACAGUGCAGAGGGCCAUUGUUCCUGAGCAAGCUUGUCACUUGUCACGCGGGGUGUUGUAGAGAGUGUGUUGUACCUGUCAGUGUGAUUCCUCAGCUGCAUCUUGGCAGCUCUGAAAUGUGUGGGCUGACUGAAACUGGGUAUUGCUUGGCUCUUCAAACAAACCAAUGUCUCCAUUGUCACUUAUGUAUUUAUUAUUCAAAAGUGUUAUUUUAAUAUUUAUUGCUCUGUGAAUGCACAGUUCUGUUGGAUUCACUAGGGAGGGAUUUGUCUGAAAGCAUGGUUAUUUUUCUGGAUAAAGUUUACAGACAAAGACAAUCAGAAGCAUUGGUCCUUCUCUUUAUCAUCACUCCUUACCAGGUGAGCGUGCUUCCUGUCUUGCUUAGCCUUCCUGCUGGGGGAGACUUAAUAGCUAUGUAGGAAUUUCCUGGAAUUUGAAUCAGUCUAUCUAGGCAGCAAGAUACAGAGGCUGGGUUUAUACUGCAGUGUCCCUGCUGUUGGUAACGCUAGCAGGGGCUGCAUGCGACUUGAGUGCAGUGACUGACUGCGUGACCUGCUGUUCGGUCUGUGUGUCCCCAGCAUGAAGCACCUCAGAGCUUUGAUCAGUUGCUUUGUUUUGUGUCAUGUCACAGCUUGCAAGGGUUGACUGUGUUGAUUUUAUAAUGAAAGUAAAGAAAGGAGAUUCUCCUCCCCACAGUGAAUAGAUCGUUAAUUGGUUCUUUACAGAGAGGGGGAAAUCCAUUUUAAUGAGGAAAUAGAUUCUGUCAAAUCAAGAAGAAAUAACUGGUCACCAGUUGCUUGUUAGUGUCUCUGGGCUAAGCAGUGCUUAAUCACAUUGACUAACCUCAGCGAGUCUGUGGAUGAGUAAUCUCUACUUGAACAAAGGUUUGUUUGUGUGUGUGUGUGUGUGUGUGUGUGUGUGUGUGUGUGUAAGUGCAAGAGAUCAUGAAAGAGACGGGGCGGGGGGGGAAUGAGAAUAUCUGUGUAUGUAUUAAUGGAGUGUUGUCUUGAAUGAAUCCCUGGGAAGCCAUGGGGAGUGCAGGGAAGAAGGGAGAGCCUCGGGCUUCUCUGUUGCUUGGACCCCCACUUGGCAUGAGAGAAAGAAGCUCAGGUACAGAGGACUCUCAACCAAUAGCCAACAGGCCUCACUCGGAAGGACCGGGCAAGAUGAGAUGGCUGUCUGCAGAGAAAAAGCUUGGGAAAAUGAGGUCCCCAGUAGUUUACUCAAGUCUCUGUUUUCUAGACACCAAAAUGGCUGCUCCGUGACUAGGAUUGCUCCGCAGCAGUGUGCACUUUAAAUGAUUGGGUGUUGGAGUAUCGCAGUCUGAAACAGCAUGGCUUGAUGAGUUUACAGAUUAUGUGAAGCUAACUUCCCAUUUGACAAUUACUGAUUUGCAGUGAUCAAUAUAUUUAUGAAUGUUUAAACUGACCAAGAAUGGCACUUGAGGCCAGACUCACCACUCUUCUGUGAUUCCCUGUUUCCCUGGGGCUCAGCAAGCCUGAGUGCCUGGGCAGGGAAGGCUACCUGGUGGGCGCAGAGUCCCUCUAGUGGCCAUUUCUGAUUUAUUUGAUGACACACAGCAAGUUCUCUAGGGCUGAAAUUAACUGGAGACUUUGGGGUAAAGACUAACAAACAUACAUACACAGAUGGGGCGCUCUGUCCAGGAGAAGAGUCCGACUGGCAUUUGUGGCAGUGUUUGAAAUGUAAAUGUACUCCUGUGUGUUCCUGUAAAUAUUUAAUAUGUGUCUCAGACGUCCUUUGAAGUGGGAGGGGAUCGAUGUUGGGAUAAUUUCCGAUGGAAUAGAGUAUUUUGAUAUGGUCAUUGGAAGGGUGAUGUGUACAUACUUAUACUGUAUAUAUGUGGUGACAUGCAUUGGCUUUUGUGCAGAAACAACCUGCUCUUGUGCUGCUGUUGGACAGUCAAGUGUUUUAAUGUUUCUACAGUUUUCCUAUUGCACGAUUUCAUAUUCUGCCAAUGGUGAGUGGCACCCAUUCUUUGUAACCGUAUAGUGCUGUAAAGAAAUAUUCCAAGUGUCAUUAGGAUUGUCGCUGCCAGAACUGAUAUGCAUGGAUGGCACUUAAAAUAAAUAUAUUAUGAUAACUGUA
This is a messenger RNA of Mus caroli (Ryukyu mouse), 4756 nucleotides long. It is a transcript of the gene Foxj3, whose product is annotated as forkhead box J3. The record is from RefSeq and is a predicted model, not a curated record. Gene Ontology annotation, cellular component: nucleus. NCBI's taxonomy places the organism in Eukaryota, Metazoa, Chordata, Mammalia, Rodentia, Muridae. Gene Ontology annotation, molecular function: RNA polymerase II cis-regulatory region sequence-specific DNA binding; DNA-binding transcription factor activity, RNA polymerase II-specific. Gene Ontology annotation, biological process: regulation of transcription by RNA polymerase II.